Tarenaya hassleriana is the source of this 2224-nucleotide messenger RNA. RefSeq names its product adagio protein 1. The transcript is spliced from 2 exons. Lineage: Eukaryota; Viridiplantae; Streptophyta; Magnoliopsida; Brassicales; Cleomaceae. Gene Ontology annotation, biological process: circadian rhythm; response to blue light. The record is from RefSeq and is a predicted model, not a curated record. Bases 97 to 1935 code for a protein of 612 amino acids. Gene Ontology annotation, cellular component: cytosol; nucleus; SCF ubiquitin ligase complex. Gene Ontology annotation, molecular function: protein binding.
UUGCUUACCACUCGUUCAUCCCCCAGCCCAACAUCUCUCGUCAUUUCCCCGAUUUCUCACCGUUACGUCGUCGUUUCGAUCGUCUUCCCCCCUCUCAUGGAGUGGGACAGUGGCUCCGAUCUCAGCAGUGACGACGCCUCGUCGUCUGCGGCGGAGGAAGAAGAGGAGGGUUUGUUUUCCGGCGGACCAAUUCCGUUCCCCGUCGAGAAUCUUCUUCAUACGACGCCGUGUGGUUUCGUCGUCACCGACGCCGUCGAUCCUGAUCACCCUCUCAUCUACGUCAACACCGUCUUCGAAAUGGUUACCGGGUAUCGCGCCGAGGAGGUUCUCGGCAGAAAUUGCCGCUUCCUGCAAUGUAGAGGACCGUUUGCUAAAAGAAGGCAUCCGCUAGUGGACUCUGUCGUGGUUUCUGAGAUUAGGAAAUGUCUUGAAGAGGGCAUUGAAUUCCAAGGCGAGUUGUUGAACUUUAGAAAAGAUGGAACUCCGUUGAUGAAUAGAUUGCGGCUGACUCCUAUUUAUGGAGACGAUGAGGUGAUCACCCAUGUCAUUGGAAUCCAGUUCUUCACCGAAGCAAACAUCGAUCUUGGACCUGUUGCGGGAUCUUCAGCAAAGGAAAGAUCAAUUGACAUAAUUUACUCCAAUGUCUCGGCAUCAACAGAAGGGGAGCGGAAUUUCUGCCGUGUGAUGUGUGGGUUAUUCCAACUGAGCGACGAGGUUUUGUCUCUAAAGAUACUGUCACGUCUAACCCCGAGGGACAUUGCAUCUGUUAGCUCGGUCUGUCGCAGACUUUAUGUAAUGACAAAGAAUGAGGACCUUUGGCGAAUGGUUUGUCAGAAUGCAUGGGGCAGUGAGACAACGCGUGUUUUAGAAACUGUGCCCGGGGCAAAGAGACUCGGUUGGGGCAGGCUGGCUAGAGAACUGACCACCCUUGAAGCAGCGGCCUGGAGAAAACUUACUGUCGGCGGUGCUGUUGAGCCCUCCCGGUGCAAUUUCAGCGCGUGUGCAGUCGGGAACAGGGUCGUACUUUUCGGAGGAGAGGGUGUCAACAUGCAGCCAAUGAAUGACACGUUUGUUUUGGAUCUGAAUUCAGAAAACCCGGAAUGGCAACACGUCCAAGUGAGCUCUCCUCCUCCGGGACGUUGGGGCCACUCGCUUUCCUGCGUCAACGGGUCCAAUCUGGUCGUAUUCGGAGGCUGUGGUCGGCAAGGUUUGCUGAACGACGUCUUCGUCUUGGAUCUGGAUGCAAAGCCGCCUUCUUGGCGAGAGAUCUCGGGAUUGGCCCCUCCACUCCCGAGGUCAUGGCACAGCUCAUGCACCCUUGAUGGCUCCAAGUUGAUCGUCUCGGGAGGAUGUGCAGAUUCCGGGGUUCUCCUCAGUGACACGUUCCUCCUGGACCUCUCGAUGGAAAAACCCGUGUGGAGAGAAAUACCGGCCGCUUGGACGCCACCUUCCAGGCUCGGUCACACCCUGUCGGUAUAUGGGGGGAGAAAGAUACUCAUGUUCGGGGGCCUGGCAAAGAGUGGGCCUCUGAGAUUCCGUUCAAGCGACGUAUUCACAAUGGACCUAAGCGAGGAAGAGCCGUGCUGGAGGUGCGUGACCGGGAGUGGAAUGCCAGGUGCAGGAAACCCCGGAGGAUUGGCUCCUCCUCCGAGGCUGGACCACGUGGCGGUAAGCCUGCCGGGCGGAAGAAUCUUGAUAUUUGGAGGGUCGGUUGCGGGGCUGCACUCGGCCUCCCAGCUCUAUCUGCUCGACCCGACGGACGAGAAGCCAACGUGGAGACUGCUAAAUGUGCCGGGCAGACCCCCGAGGUUUGCUUGGGGACACGGGACAUGUGUGGUGGGAGGGACGAGGGCUAUAGUUCUUGGCGGCCAAACCGGGGAAGAGUGGAUGCUUAGCGAGCUCCACGAGCUCUCCCUUGUCAGCUCUCUCACUUGAACGAACCGACAGAACCAAUAAAGGCCAAAAUUGGGGGGUUUUGUUAGAAACUCGAGUCUUUUGUUGGUAAGUAAGUGACUUGAAAAAAAAAAACACAAUGUGUUUUGUUGAUUUAUUGGAGAAAAGGAAUAUGAUAUUUGUAAUGGGAAAAGGUCACUUAUACUGAUAGGUCUUAGUGUCACUGUUUGUCUUUCCAUUGUUCCUUUCAUCUGUUCACAUUCUCUUCUUCUGUAAAGCUUUUAGGGUUCCAAGAAUUUCUCUCCUCCCUUUUCAGUUUCCGAAUUUUUUC